Messenger RNA from Harpegnathos saltator (Jerdon's jumping ant), 1700 nucleotides. RefSeq names its product ATP synthase, beta subunit (gene ATPsynbeta). Gene Ontology annotation, biological process: proton transmembrane transport; proton motive force-driven mitochondrial ATP synthesis. Gene Ontology annotation, molecular function: proton-transporting ATP synthase activity, rotational mechanism; ATP binding; ATP hydrolysis activity. Gene Ontology annotation, cellular component: proton-transporting ATP synthase complex. The record is from RefSeq and is a predicted model, not a curated record. The transcript is spliced from 7 exons. The coding region runs from base 99 to 1655 and encodes 518 amino acids. Lineage: Eukaryota; Metazoa; Arthropoda; Insecta; Hymenoptera; Formicidae.
GUCGUCGCGUGCAUUGCGCACUCGGUUCGCGCAAUCUCUAUUUCACGAGAUCACAAAUUCUGUCUCGGCCGUCUGCGUCUGCCUUCACUCGAUCGGCCAUGAUCCUGAGCGCCGUAUCAAAAGCAGUCGCUGGGGCCUUGAGGGCUUCCAAGCCUUCUCUUCUACAAAAUGAAGUGGCGAAGGUAUCGGGCGUCCUUGCUGUCAACAAAAGGGAUUAUGCAGCCAAAGCUGCAGCUGCGUCUAAGGGUGGUGCACAGGGAAAGGUAGUUGCUGUCAUUGGUGCUGUCGUUGAUGUACAGUUUGAAGAUGCUCUUCCACCUAUCCUCAAUGCCUUGGAGGUACAAAACCGUACUCCUAGGCUGGUACUUGAAGUUGCCCAGCAUCUUGGAGAAAACACCGUACGCACCAUUGCUAUGGAUGGUACGGAAGGUUUAGUACGUGGUCAAAAUGUCUUUGACUCUGGAUAUCCCAUUCGUAUUCCUGUGGGAGCUGAGACUUUGGGUCGCAUCAUCAAUGUCAUUGGUGAACCUAUUGAUGAGCGCGGACCCAUUGCUACCGACAAGCUAGCGGCUAUUCAUGCGGAUGCUCCCGAAUUCGUAGACAUGUCCGUCGAGCAAGAGAUUUUGGUUACAGGCAUUAAAGUCGUAGAUCUUCUGGCACCUUACGCCAAGGGUGGAAAAAUCGGUCUCUUUGGCGGUGCUGGAGUCGGUAAGACCGUACUUAUCAUGGAAUUGAUCAACAACGUAGCCAAGGCUCACGGUGGUUAUUCCGUGUUUGCUGGCGUGGGCGAAAGAACGCGUGAGGGUAACGAUCUCUAUCACGAAAUGAUCGAGUCCGGUGUCAUUUCCCUCAAAGACAAGACGUCCAAAGUAGCGCUUGUGUACGGACAGAUGAAUGAACCGCCAGGCGCUCGUGCCCGAGUGGCUCUCACCGGGCUCACUGUCGCCGAGUAUUUCCGAGACCAAGAAGGUCAGGAUGUACUGUUAUUCAUCGAUAACAUCUUCAGAUUUACUCAGGCUGGUUCUGAGGUGUCCGCUUUGUUGGGUCGUAUUCCAUCUGCCGUAGGUUACCAACCCACAUUAGCUACUGACAUGGGUACCAUGCAGGAACGUAUUACCACGACAAAGAAAGGAUCCAUUACCUCCGUACAGGCCAUUUAUGUGCCUGCUGACGAUUUGACAGAUCCUGCUCCAGCCACCACCUUCGCCCAUUUGGACGCCACCACUGUGUUAUCUCGUGCCAUUGCUGAACUUGGUAUCUAUCCAGCUGUCGAUCCUCUUGAUUCUACAUCCCGUAUUAUGGACCCUAAUAUCAUUGGCAUGGAACAUUACAAUAUCGCCCGUGGUGUGCAAAAGAUUCUUCAAGACUACAAAUCGCUUCAGGAUAUCAUCGCUAUUCUUGGUAUGGACGAAUUGUCCGAAGAAGAUAAACUGACGGUCGCUCGUGCACGUAAAAUUCAGAGGUUCUUGUCCCAACCAUUCCAGGUCGCCGAGGUAUUCACUGGUCACGCAGGUAAAUUAGUACCGUUGCAGGAAACCAUCAAAGGAUUCCAAAAAAUUUUGGCUGGAGAAUUAGAUCAUCUGCCGGAAGUAGCAUUCUAUAUGGUUGGUCCAAUUGAGGAAGUAGUAGCGAAAGCGGAAUCGUUGGCCAAAUAAUAAAUUAACUAACAGUCAUCGUAAAACAGCAUCAUUACAAAUUUA